AUAUGACCUCUUUUGUUUGCGACUUGAUCCAUUCACGCAGGACCUCAUCGCUUGUUUUGUUUGUCAUAUGUUUCUAUCUAAUUAAUGCCUGCGUUAAAAACAUCUACGGAACAUACACCAUCGACUAGUAAUUUAUAGCGAUUGUUGUGGCGGCUUGGUUGCAUCCCUCUACUCGAAGCUACCACUCGUUGAAGAGCUGUCUGGUCAUACAGCGUGUGCUGGACCUGUGAAGUGAGAAUGGACCCGCGGAAAGUGCAUGAGUUGAAGGCCUUCGUGAAGUUGUGCGACGAAAAUCCCUCCAUAUUGCACCUUCCCGAGCUCGGCUUCCUCCGGGCCUGGUUACAAGGAAUGGGAGCUACAAUUCCACAAGCCCCCCAAAAUGACUCUUCAUGCAAGGGUGGGUGUCCAUGUGCUGGAGCUCCUCCCCCUGCCUCUGCUCCUGAGCCCCAUGCCUCCUCUGAGAGUGAGGAGAGUGAAUUAGAGAUCGACCAAGAUGGGGUGAUUGAGCCAGACACAGACGAACCUCAGGAGAUGGGAGACUUAGAAAAUCUGGAGGUGACAGAUGAAAUGAUGGACCAGGCCAACGAGAAGAAGAUGGGAGCUAUCGAAGCGUUAGGAGAAGGUGACUUGCAGAAAGCCCUGGACCUCUUCACUGAAGCCAUCAAACUCAAUCCACGGGUAGCAAUCAUGUAUGCCAAGAGGGCUAGCGUCUACAUCCGGAUGCAGAAACCCAAUGCAGCUAAGCGGGACUGCGACAGAGCCAUUGACAUCAACCCAGAUUCUGCACAGCCCUACAAGUGGAGGGGGAAAGCUCACAAGUUGCUGGGGCACUGGGAGGAGGCAGCGAAGGACCUGGCCACUGCCUGCAAACUGGACUACGACGAGGACGCCAGUGCCAUGCUGAAAGAGGUCCAGCCCAAGGCUAACAAAAUCAUUGAGCACCGGCGCAAGUAUGAGCGCAAGAGGGAGGAGCAAGAAAUCAAGGACAGGAAGGAGAGGGUAAAGAAAGCGAGGGAAGAACAUGAGAAAGCUCAGAGGGAGGAGGAGGCUCGACAAGCAGCAGGAGGAGGUGGCUUCCCAGGUUUCCCAGGUGCUGGCGGUUUCCCAGGGGGUGCUGGUGGUUUCCCAGGGGGUGCUGGUGGUUUCCCAGGGGGUGCUGGCGGUUUCCCAGGGGGUGCUGGCGGUUUCCCAGGGGGUGCUGGCGGUUUCCCAGGGGGUGCUGGCGGUUUCCCAGGGGGGGCUGGCGGUUUCCCAGGGGGGGCUGGAGGCUCUCCUUUCGGCAUGCCUGGUCUGGGAGAGCUCUUUAACGACCCGGAGGUGCUCAACGCCAUGAAGGACCCUGAGGUGAUGGCAGCUUUCCAGGAUGUGGCUCAGAACCCAGCUAACAUCGCCAAGUACCAGGGUAACCCCAAGGUCAUGGCCCUCAUCACCAAGCUGAGUGCCAAGUUCGGGAGCCCUUCGCCCUAGAGGAGAGGUGAAGAAAAAAAGAGGAGAGCGGGAAGAAGAACGAGUGGCGGGAGAGUAGCAAAUGGAUGUUGUCAGGUGUCGGGAGAGCUAAAAAGCUUACUUGAGAUUAUUCCACUGUGUAUGGAUCAAAUGUCAACAGCAACUCUUAUACUGUAUGUUCUUAAAUGGAGCCCACCUAUUUGGGGCUGUUAGCUCUUAGUGGUUCCUCAAGCAAACUCAUGGACACUGAUGGGAACACUACUGGUUAAUAAUGGGGAAUCAAAACAGCCUGUCAGAGCCUUCUCAUUUAGAAUUCCUAUUGACUCCUCUUGCCACCCACCCCAUCCCUUGUUGUUUUACCUGAAUCUGGAAUAGUCAAACAGGACUCACACAUUAGACACCAGCUCUGAGGAACAUUUUAGAGACAUUAUUAUAUGGAGUUGUCAUCUUCUGUGUUCUCUACUGAGCCAAUCAAAACUAUGGCUAUUUGUUUUCUAUCAGGAGUGGAUGUGGUAAAACUAUUUCCCUCAGGUUUUCUGUUUUUUUCACUGUAACGUACAUUUUUUUUCAUGUCUGACUCUCCUUCCAAAUGCAAAAAAUGAGUGAUAUUACUCUUUUUUUGUUUGAUUUUGAAACUGUAAUGGAAAUAUCCAUUCAAAUCAAUAAAUAUUUGGUUGUUGCAAA
This is a messenger RNA of Oncorhynchus kisutch (coho salmon), 2130 nucleotides long. Its product is annotated as hsc70-interacting protein-like. NCBI's taxonomy places the organism in Eukaryota, Metazoa, Chordata, Actinopteri, Salmoniformes, Salmonidae. The record is from RefSeq and is a predicted model, not a curated record. Gene Ontology annotation, molecular function: protein dimerization activity; Hsp70 protein binding. Bases 238 to 1467 code for a protein of 409 amino acids. The transcript has 13 exons.